This is a messenger RNA of Pseudopipra pipra, 667 nucleotides long. RefSeq names its product proline-rich protein HaeIII subfamily 1-like. The transcript has a single exon. The annotation marks the transcript as partial. The record is from RefSeq and is a predicted model, not a curated record. Lineage: Eukaryota; Metazoa; Chordata; Aves; Passeriformes; Pipridae.
AUGCCCCCCCAGCCCCCCCGAGGGUCCAGCCGUGCCCCCCCAGCCCCCCCGAGGGUCCAGCCGUGCCCCCCCAGCCCCCCCGAGGGUCCAGCCGUGCCCCCCCAGCCCCCCCGAGGGUCCAGCCGUGCCCCCCCAGCCCCCCCGCGGGUCCAGGCCGUGCCCCCCAGCCCCCCCGAGGGUCCAGCCGUGCCCCCCCAGCCCCCCCCGAGAGUCCAGCCGUGCCCCCCCGAGGGUCCAGCGGUGCCCCUCCAGCCCCUCCGAGGGUCCAGCCGUGCCCCCCCAGCCCCCCCGAGGGUCCAGCCGUGCCCCCCCAGCCCCCCCGAGGGUCCAGCCGUGCCCCCCCAGCCCCCCGAGGGUCCAGCCGUGCCCCCCCAGCCCCCCCGAGGGUCCAGCCGUGCCCCCCCAGCCCCUCCCGAGGGUCCAGCCGUGCCCCCCCAGCCCCCCCCGAGUGUCCAGCCGUGCCCCCCCAGCCCCCCCGAGGGUCCAGCCGUGCCCCCCCGAGAGUCCAGCCGUGCCCCCCCGGGGGUCCAGCCGUGCCCCCCAGCCCCCCCGCUGGCCGGUGGCCCAAGCCCCGCUCGGUGCCAGGCCCCCCGGGCGCUGUGCGGUGCCAGCCGGGAAUCGCCCCUUCCAGCAGCCCCGGCCGUGCCAGGAGGGAGCCGAGCCAGGG